GCUCUCGGCAGUCGGUCCUCGGACCUAUAACCACUGCGCGCGCUCUCUCUGUGUCUGCAAGUUGUUAGUGGCGUCUGUCAUUUCUCUGUAGCAAACGUUCUCAGUUGGUUGAUUUUCUUUUUGUUAUAUUAAAUUUAAUUUCUAAGGUUGAAGAAGUUGAAAAUUCGUUGUAGGACCUCAAGAACUUUGUGGUUCGACUUGAUAUUGAGUUUGUGUGAAUCUUUUGGAAUUUGGGAGUUUGAGAUGGAGAGAGACUUCUUAGGUUUGAGUUCAAGAAAUGUGUUGCCCGCUGUUAAAGAAGAGAUCACUGAUGUAUGCAAGUAUCAUUCAGUACCGGUUAGAGCGUCAGCUAUGCAGUGGUCAUUCUCAAACAAGGUUUCUGCCCUGCCCCAGUUCCUGUCUUUUAAGGCUGCUCAAGAAGAUAGGUCCCGGAAGACAGGUUAUGAUUCACUGACAUCAACUGGAUUCAUGACCAUAUCAAGUGCGGAAGCUUUUGAGUCGAAUCACAAACCAUACUCUCCGAUCGUGCAGAAAAACUUGACUCUUGAUAAGCAAGCAGGAAGUGGAACCCAUUAUUCUGUGACAACCUAUCCUCCACAACACUUUGAUGCACAUUCAGUUCAUCGUCCUCAUGAAGUCAAGCUAUUGCCGAUUUCCAACCAUACAAAUCAAAUGAUUUCUGUGUCCAUGAACACUCCUGUUCAUCAAUCUUUCCUUGCUUCUGCGGGACAAAACCCUGUCCCGAUUGUUCCCAAUCACAGUUCCAUCGUUGGUACCACUGAUUUAAGGAAUGCUUCCAAGACCUCUGGGGCUCCUGCUCAAUUAACCAUCUUUUAUGCUGGUUCAGUGUGUGUUUAUGACGAUGUUUCUCCUGAGAAGGCUCAAGCUAUCAUGUUGUUGGCUGGAAAUGGGCCUUCUGUGACACCUGCUACAACAAUAACUACAGCUCAAGUGCAGGCAGCGAUGCCUAGGCCUUCUGUAAGUGAUGGUUUUGUUGGGAAUCAGUCCCGUAACACGCCACCUUGCCUGGGUCUUCUGAGCCCUAUUUCUGUAACCUCCCAUGCUGGUCCUCAGUCUGCAGCAGGAUCCAACAAUACCAAUGACAUAACAGCAGUGAAAUCAAUAGCUCCUAACAAACCGGAGCCUACUAAAGUUGUCUGUUCAGUAGGAUCUGUUCAUGCUACCAUGAUUCCACCAGCUGUACCUCAGGCUCGUAAAGCAUCCUUGGCUCGAUUUUUGGAGAGGCGCAAAGAGAGGGUAAUUAGUGCAUCUCCGUAUGUCUGCAAGCAAUCUCCAGAUUGCAGCACACCUCGAUCCGAAGGCAGGAGUUACUCUAUGAACUCCGCAGGUUCUUGUCCUUUCCCAUCCAUCAAUUAGCAAUUAAGGGCAGUGUGACCAAGAAUAGCAAGAGGAACCAUGAGACCAUCUUCAGUUAUUUGUUUACAUUUUUUCAUUUUAUUCUUUUCCAGUUCAAAUUUUCCAUUAAAAGUCUCUUAGAUAUGGUUUUAGCUCUUUUUGUUUUUGCUUGUGAUCGGAGUCUUUUCAUCCGAUAACACUAGAAACACUUGUUAUUUUCCAUUGUGUUGUAAAAAUCUUAUUUCCACACAAUCAAUAUAUUAUUUGUUUUCCUCA
Molecule: messenger RNA, 1632 nt
Organism: Cornus florida
Lineage: Eukaryota; Viridiplantae; Streptophyta; Magnoliopsida; Cornales; Cornaceae
Product: protein TIFY 6B
Exons: 7
Coding region: 244-1377 (377 amino acids)
Biological process (GO): regulation of defense response; regulation of jasmonic acid mediated signaling pathway; response to wounding
Cellular component (GO): nucleus
Source: RefSeq, a predicted model, not a curated record